Symbiodinium necroappetens is the source of this 1575-nucleotide messenger RNA. The record is from the annotation of a GenBank genome assembly. NCBI's taxonomy places the organism in Eukaryota, Dinophyceae, Suessiales, Symbiodiniaceae.
AUGGCUGUCGAGGCCAUUAUGGCCUCGGCCAUGCCGCUCAACACCAAGACAGAUCAUAUCCUCCAUGUUCUCACAGGAGCUGGACUUGCCCAUCGUCAAAAGCUCAAACCGAGAUCAUGGUUGAUCCAUCCUGAGAACAGGGCACAGUCCAUGUUGAGCUUCCAUGACGUCUGGAUGAAGGGUGCCAGCAUGAGCAUGGUUGGCUUUAACCAAAAGCUGGUCGAAGGCAACACCAUUGCCUUCGCCAUGUCCACCGAGCCAUCUAGAAGAGCCAUGCAGAUAGAGAAGAACAAGGCAUUGAUUGAGCAGUCAGGUGGUCAUCUUGCACCCAUCAAUGGUCAGGAAGGCUAUCUGACCAUCGGAGGCAGCCAUACAGUGGCAUACCUUCGCUGCAUCGAGGCAGGCCUCUCCGGGCCAGCGGGUGAGAGCACGACCCAUCCGAAAUCGGAUGCCAUCUGGAGCGCCAUCUCCGAGGGAUGGACAUGGGUGACUAUCAGCAGCAGUGUGGAAGAGGCCAUUCCACUCCUCCCAUCAUUUCUCCAAUCAUCCUUGAACUCGACCAGCAGCAUCCAGAAGAGCAUCACAGAGUUGGAAACUGCCAUGCUGCUGGCCACAUCAUUUGGCAGAGGCAUGACGAUGCAGCAGGCCAUACAGCAUGCAUCAGCUGCCGAUGUCCGGUGUCGGACCUCCAUUCCGGCAAUCGCGACAUUCGUGCAGAGAUUCGCCGGCCAUGCAGGUACAUUCCCCAUCCUUCAUUUCCUUUCGAAUUUCUCGAAGGUACAUGGCCGGAGUGUGCAGAUCGGCGAAGACAUGAUGUCGCUCAUCGCCAGCAUGGAUUUUAAAAAUCCCUCCAACAUGUUUCCCAUGGUCAGGACUGCCAUAUGGACCACAUUAUUGGGCUGCCCAUCCGCAUCCAUCAAGGAUGGCAUCGCCCGAAAUGUAGUCAAAAGUGACAUUGAGAAACUUCGCUCCCCAUCAGUCAUUGCCAAGACCAUUGAGGCGGAAGCAUUGCUUCUCGACUCAUGGUCGCUGCACCAGAAACAGCCAUCACAUCACAUGGACAACUGCUUCGGCAGACUCUGCAUCAGAUGCAUGGUCCAUGUCUUGAACAAGGGCCCAUCUGCCUCCAUUGAGAACAAGACAUACGAGUCAUUGGGAGCCAUCGUGGCAUGCUUCGCCAAGGAGGUCCAUGAGCCGCCAUCCCAGCAGAAAGCAUCGUCAGCAUCGGCCUCGACUGACAAGGUCAUGGACCUCAUCUCGACGAAGCCCUAUCAUGUGGCCAUGCUCCAGAACAGCCACAUGAGUUUGAACGGCAUGUACACGAACACGAAAGACCAUGGCGCAUUGGUCUUUCAGUUGGUGGACAUUCAGGUGACUGUCCCAUUGGAUGCAUUGAAGAAGUGGAGAUCCACGAAGGCCAUGGUCAUCGUGGCCUUGCAUGCGGCAUACGAGAAGCAUGCAUGCAAUGCAUCCAUUGCCUUCGAGCAGCAUCCUCGAUCAGUGUUCACAUCAUGCCCUUGCAAGAAGAAGGCCAUCCGUUUGGUGCCCAUGGGAACCAUUGCGAAGCAUAAUUAA